Molecule: messenger RNA, 696 nt
Organism: Carcharodon carcharias (great white shark)
Lineage: Eukaryota; Metazoa; Chordata; Chondrichthyes; Lamniformes; Lamnidae
Product: receptor-type tyrosine-protein phosphatase kappa-like
Exons: 7
Coding region: 1-696 (231 amino acids)
Biological process (GO): protein dephosphorylation
Molecular function (GO): protein tyrosine phosphatase activity
Source: RefSeq, a predicted model, not a curated record
AUGGUCAUUCACUGCAGUGCGGGUGUGGGACGAACAGGAACUUUCAUCGCAGUCGAUUACUUGCUGAAGAUGGCGGAGGAGGAAGGGAAGGUCAAUGUGUUCCAGUGUGUGGAGAAGAUGCGGACCAAGCGUUCAAACAUGGUGCAGACCCAGGACCAGUAUAAGUUUAUUUAUCUCGUGCUGUUGGAGGCUCUGAUGUUUGGGGACACCUCGAUCUCACUGAAGGAGAUUGGACAAUGUAGGAAGAUCAUGGCUGAAGAGGAUUCCCGUACCCGCAGUAAUGGUUACAGCAAGGAGUUUGCGACCCUGGAGACGUUCUGUCAACUCUUCCAGUUCCACCAUCACAGAGAAGCUCUGAAGAUCUGCAACCAAAUUAAAAACAGAUUUCCAAAUAUUCUUCCAGCGGAGCAUGUGCGGCCAAGUUUGAUGUCGGUGAAGAAUAUCGAUGGUACCUGUGGAUACGUUAAUGCCGUCUACGCUGAUUCCUAUUUGAGGAAAGAUGGGUUUAUAAUUACCCAGUUGCCACUUGCUCUGACGUUCGUGGAUUUCUGGGCGUUAGUUUAUGAUCUGAGCUGCGUAUCCGUGGUAACCAUGAGCCGGCUGCAGGAUCUCGACCAGGCGACUCAAACGAGUAAUGAAAACUGCCCCGUUUGGAGAGACGGUUUUGCAGAGUUUCUGGAGCCUGGUCACACCUGA